AUGAGGAUUAAUCCCAUGAAUUUGGAUAAUUAUCCUCCUGAAGUAACCUACGAAAUACUUUCUCGUGUACCAGUUGAGUCUGCGUUUCAGUGCAAGCAAGUAUCAAGAACUUGGCGUAAUUUCUUCGAUCAUAUUAACGAAGGUAUGAUUUUUGCCAUCGGUUUAAACAACAAAGAAAAGCCUUCUUUUAGACUUUAUUAUGCAGCGCGUGACAUGAUUAAGAACAAUAUCAAAGAAGAUGAUCCUGUUUAUAUCUGCAACCCUUUCACAAGAGAAUCUGUAAAUCUUCCGAGGUUAGCAGCAGCAAUCAGCCCAGAUGGCUUAGUAGUGAGCGGGUUUGGUUUUGAUUUGCAUAACGAACAGUACAAGGUUGUCAGAAUCUACUACCCUGACAAAAACCUCGAUGUUGGACAUGUGGAAGUGUACACUCUCGGUGGUGGCACCGGGUGGAGAAAUAUAGGAGAGGUUGCAUACUCUUUAUGCUCAUCACCGGCCGGUAUCCUUGUCGACGGAAUACUGCAUUGA
Molecule: messenger RNA, 525 nt
Organism: Papaver somniferum (opium poppy)
Lineage: Eukaryota; Viridiplantae; Streptophyta; Magnoliopsida; Ranunculales; Papaveraceae
Exons: 2
Coding region: 1-525 (174 amino acids)
Molecular function (GO): protein binding
Source: RefSeq, a predicted model, not a curated record